Carya illinoinensis is the source of this 2529-nucleotide messenger RNA. RefSeq lists its product as uncharacterized. NCBI's taxonomy places the organism in Eukaryota, Viridiplantae, Streptophyta, Magnoliopsida, Fagales, Juglandaceae. Gene Ontology annotation, biological process: telomere maintenance; DNA repair. The transcript is spliced from 3 exons. The record is from RefSeq and is a predicted model, not a curated record. Gene Ontology annotation, molecular function: DNA helicase activity. Bases 1 to 2529 code for a protein of 842 amino acids.
AUGUAUCAUUAUAUUGAGGAUUUAGUUCCUGAAGAUGAGCAUCCUUCAUAUUUACAACUAUAUUUCUUCGAUACGGAGCACGAGUUAGAAAAUCGUAUUCAUGACGCAGAAAGAUUAGAUCCUUCUAUCAUUGCUCGAUUAAUGGAUAUACUUGAGGUUAAUCCAUAUUGUCGCUUCUUUAGAACCCUCAGCAACAUUUCAAGUCUUGAAAAUCAUACAAUUCGUAUAAGAUCAGAUAUUGAUUUAGACCAACGUGUUUACAAUGCUCCGUCGGUAUCGCAUGUAGCAACUAUAUGGACAGAAACUGACAACUGUACAGAACAAAAAGGUCGAGACAUUAUUGUUUUUAACAAAGCAGGAGGCAGUCAUAUUGUUCAGUAUUAUUUUGGAUGUUAUGAUCCAUUACAAUACCCAUUAUUGUUUCCUUUCGGUGACUCGGGUUGGCACCAAGGAAUCAAAAAAGUAGAAAGAGGAACGAUAUCAUUAAAUGCCCAGGCAUUAGAAUCACACUUUAUUGAACAUUCAAAUAGCGCGGAAGAAUUUCUUCGAAAAGAAGGCCAAGUUUUGAAGAAUAAGAAGAAAGUACCAACGGUUUCAUGUCGUGAAUAUUAUUGUUUCAAAUUACAAAUAAGAGAUAUGUACAUGUCGAUUUUGUUACUAUCUGGUCGUUUGCUGCAACAAUUUGUUGUCGAUAUGUACAUUAAAAUUGAAACGUCAAGACUAGAUUAUUUUCGCUCGAAACAACAUGAGAUUAGAUCAGAUGUGUAUCAAGGUAUUGUAGAUAGUCUUUCAGUUGGAGAAACUUGCACAUCCAAUAUUGGAAAACGGAUUAUUCUACCUUCAUCUUUUAUUGGAGGUCCAACAGAUAUGCGGAAGAGAUAUAUGGAAGCAAUGGCAUUAGUUCAACGUUUUGGCAAACCUGAUAUAUUUCUAACCAUGACAUAUAAUCCAAAUUGGGAAGAAAUCUUAGAACAACUAAAUCCACAUGAAGAAGUUCAGAACCGCCUUGAUUUAAUUGCAAGAAUCUUUAGAGCAAAACUAGAAGAAUUGAAGAUUGAUCUGUUUAAGCGAGAAAUUUUUGGUAAGGUUGCAGCAUAUGUUUAUACCAUCAAAUAUCAAAAAAGAGGUCUACCACAUGUUCAUUUCUUAAUUAUACUUCAGAAAGACUGGAGAAUUUAUGCACCUGAAACUUUUGACGAAAUUGUUUCAGCAGAAAUACCUAACAAAACGAGAAAUUUACAUUUAUAUAAAGUUGUCCUUAGACACAUGAUGCAUGGUCCUUGCGGAAUAUUAAAUCCAGCCAAUAUAUGUAUGGACAAAGACGGCAUCUGUAAGAAUCGAUACCCCAAAGAAUUUACAGCUAAUACAACUGUUGAAACUGAUUGUUUCCCUUCAUACAAACGUUCUAACAAUGGAGUCAUUGCUAGAAUUAGAGGAAAAGAUUUAGACAAUCGGUGGGUUGUUCCAUACAAUCCGUAUCUUGUUUCCAAAUAUAAUUGUCAUAUUAACGUUGAGAUUUGUUGUACAGUUAAAGCUGUUAAAUAUCUAUACAAGUAUAUUUAUAAAGGACAUGAUCGUGUUGCUUUCAAUAUCAUUAGCAAAGAAAAUAACCAACAAAUUGACGAAAUCGAACAAUUUCAAUCGGGAAGAUGGAUUACUCCACCUGAAGUAAUGUGGAGAAUAUACGGUUUCACGCUUAACGAAAUGUAUCCAUCAGUUUAUAGUUUGCACCUACACCUAGAAGAUCAACAUUUGGUGUCUUUUCGUGCACACGAAGAUCUAAACAAUGUGUUAAACUCAGGAGCAACGUCAUUUGAGAAAUUAAGAACAGUUAAUGGUGUUGUACUACCAACGUAUCGUGAAGCAGCUACUUCUUAUGGUUUGCUAAACAAAGAUAGUAGCUUAGAAGAUUGUUUAGAAGAAGCUUGUCUAUAUCAGAUACCAAGUAGUUUAAGACACCUUUUCUCAACAAUUUUAGUGUAUUGCAAUCCUACGAACCCAAAAGAACUUUGGGAGCGAUUUGAAAAAGAAAUGUCUACAGAUUUUCUUAUAAGAAACGUGUCAUCAACAGUUGUUAGGAAGAUGGUUCUACAAGAUAUUGCUUCCACACUAGAAUCUAUGGGAAAAGAUAUAAAUAUGUAUCGUUUUGUUCCUGCCGAUAUAUUUUACGGUCAAGAUAAAUUUACAAAUAGAGAAAUUGACGACGAACGAGUAGUCACAAUUCCAACUGAAGAUUUACUUGCAUCACAAGUCGUAAAUUCUGAACAAAAAAAUGCGUAUGAUUUGAUAUUGCAUACAUUAGUAUCAAAUAAAGCUGGUGCUUUUUUCGUUGAUGGCCCUGCUGGUACCGGUAAAACUUUUCUAUACAGAGCACUUCUAGCAGAAAUUAGAUCGAAAAAUAUGAUAGCACUUGCAACUGCGUCAUCCGGUGUUGCUGCCUCCAUCUUACCCGGAGGACGAACAGCACAUUCAAGAUUUAAGAUUCCAUUAAAUGCAGAUAAAAGCAGCACAUGUAAUGUGAGUAAAUAG